GUGAACACAGAACAUCCCCUCUUUAUUUUGGUUAUUUUGUGGGUGAAUGUUUUCCGUACUGACACCCAUUUCUGGUUGUUUUACUAUUUCAAGCUAUUCACGAAAGUUCAAUGAAAAUGACUGGAUUACCGGGAAAAAAUUGGAAUUACGUUACAGGGGUUCCGGAAACAGAGGACCAGCAGAGAAUGCGGUUUCAGGUGGAACUCGAGUUUGUGCAGUGCUUGGGAAAUCCCAACUACUUAAACUUUCUCGCACAAAGAGGUUACUUCAAAGAUCCCACCUUCAUACAUUACCUGAAGUACCUGAUAUACUGGAAGGAACCAGACUAUGCAAAGUAUCUGAAAUACCCCAUGUGUCUCUAUUUUCUCGACCUGCUCCAGUACGAACACUUCCGCAGGGAGCUUGUGAAUGCACAGUGCACCAAGUUUAUAGAUGACCAACAAAUUCUGUUGUGGCAACACUAUACCAGGAGAAGGAGCCGCCUCAUGACAACAGCAGCUUCAAAUGGAACCAGCCAGGAUCAGAAUCCCGGCAGUCAAGCCACCAAUCCACAACAGAAUGGGCAUAUAACUAGCUCUAUGAAGAUGACAUAGAGGAACAGGCCAAAAUCCUAAUGGUCUUACGUGAUAGCAGAUGGCAUCCUGAGUGCGUGAAAUGCGUUUUGCGAGAAGUUACAUUUGAACGAAAUCUUCUGAAAUGGCAUUUUUCGCACAUUUAUACUACAUAGUUUUAAUUUACUAUUCCCUAUCAAUUCAGAAUAAUUUUUCUUUCUGCACAAUGAGCGUCGAGGAAGAUACAAUAGUUCACAACUUGUCAACUGA
Dendroctonus ponderosae (mountain pine beetle) is the source of this 821-nucleotide messenger RNA. RefSeq names its product mediator of RNA polymerase II transcription subunit 31 (gene MED31). The transcript has 3 exons. Gene Ontology annotation, molecular function: transcription coregulator activity. The coding region runs from base 111 to 593 and encodes 160 amino acids. The record is from RefSeq and is a predicted model, not a curated record. Gene Ontology annotation, biological process: regulation of transcription by RNA polymerase II. Gene Ontology annotation, cellular component: core mediator complex; mediator complex. Lineage: Eukaryota; Metazoa; Arthropoda; Insecta; Coleoptera; Curculionidae.